Molecule: messenger RNA, 2157 nt
Organism: Cyprinodon tularosa
Lineage: Eukaryota; Metazoa; Chordata; Actinopteri; Cyprinodontiformes; Cyprinodontidae
Product: gastrula zinc finger protein XlCGF26.1-like
Exons: 3
Coding region: 14-1441 (475 amino acids)
Biological process (GO): regulation of transcription by RNA polymerase II
Cellular component (GO): nucleus
Molecular function (GO): RNA polymerase II cis-regulatory region sequence-specific DNA binding; DNA-binding transcription activator activity, RNA polymerase II-specific
Source: RefSeq, a predicted model, not a curated record
AAAAGAGGAAACCAUGGAGCUCCCUAUAGACCACCUUAAGGAUUAUGUUGGCAAAGAGGAGAAUUUCUCUGACCAGCAGCUCUGUGGACAGGAGAGGAAUUCCAGUUUCGAUCAAGAGGAACCAGAAGCUCUUCAGAUAAAAGAAGAACAGCAAAAACCAGAAUAUCUCUGUACAAAAGAGGAAACCGUGGAACUAUCCAUAACUGAGCAUGAUGAACAGUUUGUUCUAAAGCACGGGACUGUAGUUACAGGAGAGAAACCUUUCCCAUGUUUAACAUAUGGAGAAAACUUUGUAAGAAACGAAUAUUUUAGGGUUCACACCCACACAGGUCAGAUGAUUUCUGAAUGUCUGUCCUGUAGAAAAAUGUUCACAAAGAAAUCUAAUCUUGAUAGACACAUCAGAAUUCAUACAGGUGAGAAGCCUUUCUCCUGUACUAUUUGUGACAAGAAUUUCACUGAAAAAAGUAGUUUGAUUAAACACAUCAGAAUUCAUACAGGUGAGAAGCCUUUCUCCUGUACCAUUUGUAACAAGAAUUUCACUCAAAAGAGUAGUUUGAGUUAUCACAUGAGAAUUCACACAGAUGAGAACCCUUUUUCCUGUUCAAUUUGUAACAAGAAUUUUACUCAAAAGAGUAGAUUGACUUCUCACAUGAGAAUUCACACAGGUGAGAUACCUUUUGAAUGUCUAUCCUGUGGGAAAGGCUUCACCUCUAAAUCUGAUCUUAAAAGACACACCAGACUUCACACAGAUGAGAAGCCUUUUUCUUGUACAAUUUGUAACAAGAAUUUUACUCAAAAGAGUAAUUUGACUUGUCACAUGAGAAUUCACACAGAUGAGAAGCCUUUUUCCUGUACAAUUUGUAACAAGAAUUUUACUCAAAAGAGUAGUUUAACUUCUCACAUUAAAAUUCACACAGGUGAAAAGGCUUUUUCCUGUACAAUUUGUAACAAGAAUUUUACUCAAAAGAAUAGUUUGACUUCUCACAUGAGAAUUCACACUGGUGAGAAGCCUUUUGAAUGUCUAUCCUGUGGGAAAGGCUUCACCUCUAAGUCUGAUCUUGAUAGACACAUCAGAAUUCACACAGGUGAAAAGCCGUUUGUCUGCACCAAUUGUAACAAGAGUUUUUCUCAAAAAAGUAGUUUGACUUCUCACAUGAGAAUUCACACUGGUGAGAAGCCUUUUGAAUGUCUAUCAUGUGAAAAAGGCUUCACCUCUAAGUCUGAUCUUGAUAGACAUAUCAGAAGUCACACAGGUGAGAAACCUUUUGGCUGUACCAUUUGUAACAAGAAUUUUACUGAAAAAAGUCAUUUGACUACUCACGUUAGAAUUCACACUGGUGAGAAGCCCUUUUCCUGCAUGAUUUGUGGCAAGAGUUUUACUCUAAAAAGUAUUUUGACUAAACACAUGAGAAUUCACACAGGUGAGCAGCUGGUUUCCUGAAUGAAUUUUGCUCAAGGUUUUAAAUGAGGAGGUAAUUUGAGUAUUCGGAUGACAUUUAAAUAUGCAUGAUGUAAAAUGGUUUAUAUAUAUUUUUUGAAUAUUUGUUUCACAUUAGUCACAGCAGUUGGACGACACAGGAAUGAGCAUUAUGUGUGUUUUCCAUGUUUGGCUAGUAAUAAAAUGUCCAUCUUGAAACUCCUUCACGACUUUACAUGAGAGAUCCAUGGGUUAAUGGUCUUUUUGGAGCAAAGUUUUGAGAAAGCCAUUAAUUAACAGCUCUGUUUACAUGGAAACUAGAACAGAUAAGGUGUUAUAUUGUGAACCAGGUAAAUAUUCGGGUCCUAGACGAAUAUGUGUGAACAUUUGAAGGUUUAUUAUUUUGUGGUUAAGUAAUUUAUAUUUAAAUGGUCAAACAAUUAAACUUGCCCUAACAAAAACAAAGAUUCACAAUUUCUUACUUUUUCUGUAAUUUAGGCAAUAAACAUAAUAAAGCGCAACAACAACAUAUUGGUUAAAGAUGAAGCAAGUUUGCUUUCCAUACUACAAGUAAUGGAGAAGUUAUAGAUGUUUAAAUUGAAAACAAGCCAGACAGACCCAUACUGUGCCGUUUUGGCAUGGUGUGGCAGAACUUUUUCUGGAUGAAUUUUUCAGAAAAAAAGAGAUAUUUGGAAACUUUUAGCUGAAUGAUAAGGUAUUAGAUGGAUAUAUUCCAGAAA